This is a messenger RNA of Gongylonema pulchrum, 348 nucleotides long. Lineage: Eukaryota; Metazoa; Nematoda; Chromadorea; Rhabditida; Gongylonematidae. The record is from the annotation of a GenBank genome assembly.
AUGUGCAAGCAUUGGCUAUCGAAAGGCUACAAACAGCUCGAAAAUCUGGUAUCCUCGGUUUGCCUUGUGAUACAAGCAGGCCUUCAGAAUCAGAAGAAAGAUUGGCUCAGCGAAGAUGGGUCAAAAAAUAUCACAGUAAAUCCGAUACCGGACUGGCAUGAUUUGGAAAAGCGACCUCACGAAAAAUGUGGAAUUGAAUGUUUGCAGCGUUUGGAUAAAGAUCCGCAUGCUAAGGAAUUUGUGCGUUAUUCUCCAUAUAUGAUUCCAUUGCUCAUGGGCUGGAAGCGCAAGGUAUUUUCGGGGAAUAUCUGUUUUUACUGCUUUUAUCAAGAUUUUAAUUUUUUUUAA